Molecule: messenger RNA, 1023 nt
Organism: Manduca sexta (tobacco hornworm)
Lineage: Eukaryota; Metazoa; Arthropoda; Insecta; Lepidoptera; Sphingidae
Exons: 2
Coding region: 436-1023 (195 amino acids)
Source: RefSeq, a predicted model, not a curated record
UCCGCUUCUGUGAUGUCAAAAAACACGUUAUUCUCUCCCCUAAUUCUACUAACCUAGUACGUCUUAAUAAACGGGAUAAAUGUAAUACGCCCUGAUUUCUGUGUUAGUUGACAAAUCAAUCGGGUUUCGUGUCCUAGUAUCUAUCUAAAGAAGCGUACGCGAAGCAUUUUGUUUGCGCGAACAAUGACAGAGAACGGCUGAUCGGGCAGUGAUUCAUUUGUGCUAUAUUUAUUAACAGUGUCUUCACUCUUCAGACAUCUUAACCGGACGGUUGAACUCGCCGUCCGGCGUAAAUUAUUGACGUGUUGAACAAUUUGAAUUUUAAAUUGCUGUGGCAUCCAGACAGUUAUUAAAAUGCGCGUGCCAUACUAACAUUACGGUUCAGUGAACAUUGCGGGGAAAGUGCAAAUAAUAAUGGGAUGACAGCUUAUACAGAUGGAAAAGGUUUGGCGUCGGGUCGGUCUCCAUUCCUCUCGUAAGAAGAGGGAUGGAAGCGGGACUAGCCGAGAAGUGACGUCAUCGACCCCUCAAGAGGCCGAGUACCAGAAUAUUCACACGCUCCGAACAGCUGACCUGAUAAGACAAAGGCAGGGCGAAGAGAAAUCGACUCUCCGUUCGUCUUAUAUCAUACGGAACGGGGAUAACUUUAUAUUGGUUGAGAGGAGGCGUAGAAGACGCCGUAGGAGUGGAACCAGGGCGUCUUCGGGGAGUAGACAUCACACCCCGCCUGUUGAAGAGAACACUCGAACAGAACAAAAGCGGCGCCCUCCUGCGCGGCUGAAGAUUUUUGGAAUACAGUGGCCGUUGCAUUCCAGCGAUUCGAGGCAUACGUCGAUUACAAGAAGAUUCUGCCGCGGCCGCCGUUCCCGCGAAGACAACGAACUCUAUCGCUCUAACAGCUUCAAGUUCGAGAGAUUCACCAGAGAACCGCCGGCAGAUGAGUUCGCAUCCGGAUCACAGGUCGGUCUUAUGAUACCAUCUUGCUCGUUGCUUGUAUAUUGCGGAUUGCAGACUAAAAGUUAA